Messenger RNA from Myodes glareolus (Bank vole), 1751 nucleotides. Lineage: Eukaryota; Metazoa; Chordata; Mammalia; Rodentia; Cricetidae. The record is from RefSeq and is a predicted model, not a curated record.
GGGAGCCCAGGACAACAAUGCCCUCCAUGCCAGCAAAGGAGCAAGACAAUGAGCUAGCAAGUCAGAAACCGCCAGAGACCAGACCCACAGUGCUCCCUGGCCCAUUGUGAUGAAAUCGCAAUGCUCAGGGAGGGAGGAGCAGAGGCCCUGGAGCGACCCCAAAGAGAUGUAGGAAAAUAUGUGUCUGGAGGACCAGGAGGCCUGAAUUCAUAGUCCAGAUGCCCGGAACUUUGCGAAUCUUUGCACCGGGUCCUCUGCGGGACGGUACUGAGGACUCCCCAUCCUCUCCGCAGCUCCAGUCACACCUGUAGGUGCCUGGCCUCAGGAAGGAACCAUGGCAAAGGUUGCAGCCACCGGAAGCAACCUUUCCCUAGUUCUGUGCCUUUUCGUUGUACUGAGCUGUCUGGGGUCCAAAUUGCCUUUCAAACUGGUGUCUCUUUGCUACAGCUUCACUGAGGGCCAGACAGGGCCUGGAUCACAGAGGCAAGAAGUUAAAGGCCAAGCGAACAACGAAACUUUUGUCUUCUGCAAUAAUAACACCUGCCGUGCCAUAGGUGUUCUAGGGAGAAAAGUGAAUGUCACAGAGACCUGGCAAGUACAGGUUGAUGCUCUGCAACAAGGAUGUGGACUGUUCAAUGCGCUUAUGCUUCACAUGAUGCGGGAGAACACAAUGGGAGGCACAGUGCACCUCUUACUGACGGCCAGGGUGUGUUGUUGGCAUGAAGCAGAUGGACAAUUCAAUGCAUCCUGGAACUUUGACAUUAAUGAACGCAAAAUGUUGCAUUUUAACUCAAUCACUGGAACAUGGACUACUCUUCAUCCUGCAUCGAUCAUGUUGCUAGAGAAACGCAAGAAAAACACGGAAAUAACUACCUUCUUACAAAUGACCUCCCAGAAUCACUGUAAGACUUGGUUUCAGGAGUUCAAGUCCCACUGGGGACAAGAGGUGAAGCAUACAGAUUCAUCAAAGGCCAUGAUCAUCAUUCCUCACAUCUCUGUCCUGCUGAUUCUCCUCACCUGCUCCCUCCUGCUGCUUCUCUCAGGAGGAUCCUCAGCCAUGACAGGUUGAAGAUGCUCCAGAGAAGUCAUAAGAGUUCAUCUGGUGCCGCCACUCUCCCUUCCAUCAGCCUCCACUAGAUGAAUCAGGAUGCUGCGGACACAGCAUUUCAUGGUCUUUCACUCUGUGCUAAUUGCUUAGAGUCUCUUCUUAUCACCUUGUAUUGUUUCUCUUGGUGCUCCUCAGUGGGAAUUGUCCUCAUUGUGGAACUACUUUUACUAGAGACCUGGAAAGAAUGUGGUUAUUGCCCAUCCCUAGCAUAGGAAACAGGAUAACCAGAUCUCCUUAGUGGGAAUGUGAAGUUUUUACUCUUGCAUAUGUAACGGGCAAUAAUCAAAUAUCUCAGAUGUCUAAAGGAAAUCUCUAAUAACUAAUCAAGAAAACAGAAGUUGAGGACCAGUUUUCUUUUUAGAAAUCACUGAUAACUUUAACAGGGCACACCUGAGUCCAUGAUGGAAGCUCCAUCCAGGCUGUAAAACUCAGCAUAUAGGAAGCACUACCUGCCAGAACUCGAAUAAAGGCCCAGUCCAUCCAAGUCUCUGAAUGGAUUAACCUUGCUUUAGGCUUCUGUCCUUCCACUUCUGCAAACUCUUCUGUUAACUGACGUAUGUCCAUCCAGAAUAUGGUUUUUGUGCUUAAAAGCUCUACCUGAGAAAGGCUCAGUGCUAUACUGGGAUCUCAACACCCAGUGUAA